UUUGAUGGUAGUUUGUUGGCGCUUUAGCACCAGCGGAUUUAAUACUUGAUAUUUAAAUCUCACUCUGUUAACCGAUUGUUCGCUAGGCAAGGAUGAUGCAGAUCUUCCUAGUCGCCUUCGAAGUUCUUUGGAUUGCAUGCUUUUCAUUUGCAAAGCCAUUGACAGUCAGCGACAUUGUUCCUCCAGGUUACGAUAAACUUUUACCACCUAAAGUAAUAAAAGGUGAUAGGAGUUUACCGGUAAAUGUCACUCUCGGGAUGUACGUCUUGCAAUUACGCUCAUUUGAUGAAGUGGAAAUGGAUUUCAAAAUGGACAUAAUAAUUAGGGAACAAUGGAAGGAUGGUCGGUUAAUGUUUCCUGAAGAUAUAGCAGGAAAUCGGUCCAAAGUCGUGCUUGAUCCAGUAUGGAGAAAUGACAUAUGGACACCGGAUAUAUGGUUCAAAAAUGCUUUGGAGAUAACACUGCAAAAAUGGGUUACACGCAGUGUACUGUAUUGGAUAGAAAAAGAUAAAACUCUGCAUUUCGCUGGAAGAGUGACGCUUGAACUAAGCUGUGAUAUGCGCAUGGAAAAAUAUCCUCAUGACAGCCAGUUUUGUGGUAUUUCCAUCAUAUCUUUGAUGGAUCCGUCGACUGACCUUAAGCUGAACUGGAAUGAAUCACGAGCAGUUCGAAUAAGUAGUAUUUUGACUCUUCCACAGUUUGAAGUUGGUGACGUGUCACUCGGCCGUUGUGACACAUAUAUGUACGAAGAAACAUACAGCUGCAUUAAUGCAACUUUUCUGCUGAACCGCCGGAUUGGCUACUUCAUCAUCAACACGUACAUUCCUACGGUCCUCAUAGUUUUCAUGUCGAUGCUCAUAUUCUGGAUUCCUCCUGAAUCAGCACCAGCUCGAGUAUCUCUUGGAGUGACUUCUUUGUUAACAAUUAUCACCAAGCAAUAUCAAUCCACAAUGCCUAGUGUGUCUUACAUAGUGGCUUUGAAUAUCUGGUUAUCUUCUUGCGUUGCAUUUGUCUUCUGUAGCCUCCUAGAGUACGCACUUGUCCUUACAUUAUUAAAGAGGAAAGAAAAUGAAGCGAAAUCCAUCACUGACGAUCAAACUGAAGGAUCUGCUGGGAAAGAAAUCACAAAUAUUGGCACCGGUAACAGCGAAAGAAAAUCUGGAAAAAGUGCUUGGAUUAAUAAACAUUGCCAUAGGUUUCAGAAUUCACCUCAUUUGAUCGAUACGGUAUCUAAAUUCGUGUUUCCUAUUGCAUUUAUUGUAUUUUGUAUAGCAUAUGCAAAUCUAUACGUUACGUAGACUUAUGUUACGUAUGUAGUAUAUAUGUAUGUAUUGUAUUUAUAAUGUGGUGCUUGUGAAAUUAAAGUGAAAGUUUAAUUGGUUAUGAAAGCCGUAAAUGUGUAUGUCACAUUUAGGUGAAAAAUUUUCUGCUGUUCCCCAAUUAAAACUAUGUAAUGUUUCCAAAACUUUCUUCACAGGCUUUAAAAUGGAUAUUUAUUCCAAUAUUGAUAAUAUUUAUUAUUUCAAAAUUGAAUUAUUAUAUCAUUUAUAGUUAAGAUUAUUAUUUUUCAUACGCAUUUUGUAUUCACUGUAUCAUCUACUUUCCAUACAGUUCUGCUUUGACGUUCUUUAAAAAUGACAAAAUUUAAUAGUGUAAAUAAAUAUUUAUUUAUUCUAUUGAAUAUCUGAUAAGUAUAACAUUCUUCUAAAACCGAAGUUGGAACAUGUUGUAAUGUUUUAUUUCUUACCUGCUCCAAGAAAGCCUACGCGAUUAGAAAUUAGUUCUUCGUUUGCAAUGAGGAAAAUACUAUUAUGAAUUUUCUGUUAAAAGACUUGCUUAAAUGGUUAUCAUUUAAUAACUUUUUGUGGAAUGAAACGAUCAUUUUUCAAAGGAUAGCAACAUCAAAAUGAAAGGGCAUUUGGGAUAUCAUCAAAUAUCCAGCGGAAUGCCAGUGAAAUUUUGAUGACUGAUCUAAAUGUCCUUAAACAGCUCAUAUUUCAAGAAGUUUAUAAUUAUUUUGAGCAUUUGUAAACUGAAAAAUAAUUAAGAUAAAAAUUCAUUGUAAUGGUAUAAUGACUGAAAGUUAAGGAAAACGUCCUACAACCAUUGAAUGGACAGAAAUUUUCAGUUUUUUUUCCUCCAAAUCUGCUAAAAAUACGAUUUCUGGCACUAGGAAUGCAACAUUUCAUGAUGGUGAUUUUUUAAAACGAUAAAGACUCAAAGAAGAAUUUCAGGAAAUAAACCAUUUAACUUAUAGGUGUUCUAUAAGAGGCUGAAGAGGAUUAGGAUAUGAGUCUGCAUAUCGCCCAUUUAAAAUGUAAUCAUGAACUGUGGCUGUAAUACACUUAUACGAAGAUACGAAAUUCUCAGGCAAUUUCCUUGGUGUCUCGAGUAAAGUAUAUAUGUAACUCAUAGUAUAUAUUUAACGAGAAAUGGAAAAUAAAACCCGAAAACAAAUGUUUUUUAAAACAGCGAUUGACACUGAUAAUACAAAAUAACUGGAGAAAAAUCAGUCUAGAAUUAAUUAAAGAAAAUUACAUCAAAACUGUGCUAAAAACGUUGAACCGUAUUUUGAAAGCUAAUAGGAAUCCAAUAAAAUAAUUUGUUUAGUUAAGAAUUCUUUUUUAAACAAAAAAAUCUGAUCACUUAGAGCGUGUAAGGGUGUUUAACUGCCUUAAUCACUAAUUUCUUCUUAGUGAAACUUAUAAAUUAUGUCUGUAGAACGUCGAGUUAUCGCCUUUUUUCUUAAUCGGGCAAUGGACUCAGUAUACCAAAAAAAAAAUGUAAAAAUUAAUCUUUAUCUCCUUGUCGCUAUUAACUUCAAAUAAUACGACAUAAAAUUUAAGUCUCUUUGACGGAAACUGGUGGAUGGAAUUUUACAAUAAAUUAACUGGCAACAAAACUAAUGAUUCUAUGCGAAGAUGCAACACUAACUGUGUCUAAUAGUCGAAGCUUAAUAAUGUUCAACGCUUACUGGCCCAUGUUUUCAAAUGCCGGAUUUCAUGUCUAUUCCUACACCAGCGGCUUCCUUUCAAUAAACGGGAGCAGCGGAAACAAAAGCCAAAUCUCUACAAAUUCCAGCCGGCUAACUAUAUUUCCUCUCACUUUAAACUAUUUAACUUACUCUGAAAUAUGCAUAAACUUCUAGACUGAGUGGUACGUGACGAAAUGAGUCAUAAAAAUAAGAAUUAGCGUAGUUUUUUAAUUACUACUAAAGCACAAUGUCACAACUUUCGUGGCCUAAUUUCCCAUAUAAAAGCGAAAGUUCUGAGUUCAGUAUUCAGAUUUUUUUAGCUCAAAAUCUUAUGCUUGAGAUUAGGGUAACAAGAAGACUAAUAAAUUCAUACCUCUGAGAAAAUUACAUUUUACAAUUUCAGUUUAACGCAUUUAGAUGUUUCACAUUGUCUUCGGAUUUAAAAGUUUGUAAUCACUUUUGUGAGACACUGUUAUGUUAACUUAAAAAUUUUAAAAAAUUAGUUAAGUUAAAAGUAAAAGUUGAAAAGUAGCAUAAUAUUAUUAUAAAUAUAUCUGAAAUUUCUCUUCCGCUUUCGUAGAAAACAUAUACUUUUGUUUAACUUGUGAUGUUGCGUGGCCCCAACUUGCCCGCAGCAAUAGUAGUGACUGCUAUGAACUGGAAAUUACACAAACUCUUAAGAAGGGUUUAACUCCCUUUUAUUAUUCCACUUUAGAAGUUACAGAAUGC
Molecule: messenger RNA, 3703 nt
Organism: Stegodyphus dumicola
Lineage: Eukaryota; Metazoa; Arthropoda; Arachnida; Araneae; Eresidae
Product: glycine receptor subunit alpha-2-like
Biological process (GO): monoatomic ion transmembrane transport
Cellular component (GO): membrane
Molecular function (GO): transmembrane signaling receptor activity; extracellular ligand-gated monoatomic ion channel activity
Source: RefSeq, a predicted model, not a curated record